UGUUUGAAAGAAAUUGACUUUCUUUACAGUUGCUUCUUUUUCUCCUCCUUUCUUCUUCUUCUUCUUCUUCUUCUUCUUCUUCUUCAUUCUGUUAGUCUUUUAACUAUUUUCUGUUGUUUGUAUUGUGCGAGCAGAGAGAGGCAAGCUUGUGUUUGAUGGUUUUCCAGUUUUAAUGGGGGUUCUGAAGAGUGUGGCUUUGUGAUGUUUUUGCUGAUAAAGAUUGAAUUGAUUGGAGAUGGUGGGUACCUGUAAGUUGACUUUUUGAGAUUUGCUUUGAGGGAAUCUUUAAUGAUUAUUUGGGAAGGGGACUGGUGGUCCUGGACUAGUGGUGGAGUUCAUGAGAAGUUUGGAAUUUUACUAAUGGAAGUUUCAUUGGAUUGAUACUGCAGAAACACUUUGAGCUCACAGGCAUCUUGUGAUUUUUGUGGUUUUUUUGAUCGAAGAUUUGAAGUGUAGGAGGAGGUUAGAAAUGGUUCAAGAAAGCAUAUUGGUUUCAUCUUUGAAUUGAUUUGGUUCUGCUUUUAAGUUUUAUCAGUUGGGAUUUAUUUGUCUUGGGUCUCAGUUAUGAUGGAUGAAGAUCCUUGUAGCAUCAAUGCUUUGCCUCCUUUCAUUGCCAAGACUUAUGAAAUGGUGGAUGAUUCCUCCACCGAUUCUAUUGUCUCCUGGAGUCAGAACAACAAGAGUUUUGUUGUCUGGAACCCUCCCGAAUUCGCCCGGGAUUUGCUGCCCAGAUUCUUCAAGCACAAUAACUUCUCCAGCUUCAUCAGACAGCUGAAUACUUAUGGAUUCAAGAAAGUUGAUCCUGAAAACUGGGAAUUUGCAAAUGAUGACUUUGUUAGAGGUGAGCCACACCUUUUGAAGAACAUCCACAGGCGCAAGCCGGUUUACAGUCAUUCUGCCCAGAAUCUUCAUGGCCAUUCAUCUCCAUUAACUGAAUCAGAAAGACGAAGAUAUAAGGAUGAUAUUGAAAAGCUGAGGCGUGAUAAGGAAUUGCUUCAAUCAGAACUAGAAAGACACGUAGAGGAUCAGCGAGGACUUGAGCUGGAACUAGAACGGGUAGCUGAGCGUCUAAGUGAUGCAGAAAAACAGCAAAAGAGCAUGUUAUCAUCCUUAGCUCGGGCGUUGGAUAAACCAGAGCUCGCAUUAGGCCUCGUGCCACAAUCACCACUGCCUUACAGAAAGAGAAGGCUGCUGGGAAAUAGUAACCUUCACGACGAAACAGCCAUGGCAGAUACUCAAUCGAGCUCCUCUCAACACUUGGACAAGCUGUUAGAUCAGCUGGAGUCUUCUUUGAUCUUCUGGGAUAAUAUAUUACAAGACGUUGCUCAAACUGAAUUGGAUGAUGAAUCUAGGCGUUGUGCAGAUAGCCCCGCUAUAUCAUACACACAGCUAAAUGCAGAUACUAUAACAGCUAACACUCGUGGGAUCGAUAUGAACUCUGAGCCUAACGCAAGCCCUCUUCUCGAAGUACCCGGGACUGUCACAAAUGCGCCAACAGGAGUAAACGAUGUGUUCUGGGAACAGUUCCUCACCGAGAAUCCUGGUUCUUCCAAUGUAUCACAAGUACAGCAAGAAAGGAAAGAUCUCGAUGCCAAAAAAGGGGAAAAUGAUCCAGUUAACCACAAGAAACUUUGGAGGAGCAUGAAAAAUGUGAACAUAAAUAGCCUUGAUGAACAGUUGGAGCAUAAUGCACCAGCAGAGAUAAGAUAAAUGUGAUACGUUUUGUAAUCGUGAAUUUAGUCUGUAUAGUACAGUCUUUUGUAAUAUUCUUUCGAGCCUUGUAUAUAGAACCGGUUUUUCUGAUCAACGAGUAGUUAGACAAUACUAGACAUGAUUUUCUUAGAUUUA
Messenger RNA from Ipomoea nil (Japanese morning glory), 1848 nucleotides. RefSeq names its product heat stress transcription factor A-4c. Gene Ontology annotation, molecular function: RNA polymerase II cis-regulatory region sequence-specific DNA binding; DNA-binding transcription factor activity. The transcript has 2 exons. Gene Ontology annotation, biological process: regulation of transcription by RNA polymerase II. The record is from RefSeq and is a predicted model, not a curated record. Gene Ontology annotation, cellular component: nucleus. Bases 565 to 1710 code for a protein of 381 amino acids. Lineage: Eukaryota; Viridiplantae; Streptophyta; Magnoliopsida; Solanales; Convolvulaceae.